Molecule: messenger RNA, 1857 nt
Organism: Dacryopinax primogenitus
Lineage: Eukaryota; Fungi; Basidiomycota; Dacrymycetes; Dacrymycetales; Dacrymycetaceae
Exons: 4
Coding region: 1-1857 (618 amino acids)
Source: RefSeq, a predicted model, not a curated record
AUGGCCUUAACUGCGACUUCGAUGCCCACACCGCCCUCCCACCUCCUCUACACCAACACGAAUGAUAACUACCGACGACCAAGUCAACUAAAGACCUCCAACUUGACGUCCGACCUUGAUCUCGCUGUCUUCGUAGCAGACCUGAUGACUUCCUACGCUGGCACUCCCCCACUGUCCUCUGCGUCAAGCUCCUCCGAAUCUAGCAUGGACUCUCCCCCGAAUACGAUCACGGUGAAGAAUAUAUCGAGGGAGAUCUUGUUUGGCACUGGCAUCCCUUCCUCUCCUCUCGCGGGGCUGUCGACAGCUGGGGUGAGGCACAAGCGCACGCUAUCAUUCUCUGCUACGCUCCUGCACCGGCCUUCCGUAGCGAGUAACAUCUCCUAUGAUGGAGAAGGGAGGGAAGAGGAAUUUCACGCAUCUUUUCCCCUUCCACCCCGAGCGGAAAUCAGCGACGACCUGUACUCCAACGGGAAUAUACGUCGUGCAUCUGUUCCGGCUUCCGAUACAGCCUCCCUGAUGGCCCAGCUCGACGAGACCAGCAGGUAUCUAGACGAAGUCCUGCCCUGCACCCCCUCGCCAACAGGUCGUUACCCUCCGUCUCCGACAGAUCCUUCCCCAAGAGAGCGGUUCUCCUGCCGCUACGGCUAUCCAGAGACAUAUUAUUCGCUGGCGCUUCCCUCCUCCAAUCCCUCACCUGACGACGCACAUCCCAAGCUGACGAACAGGGAUACGGUGCUCUCCCUUCCUUUCGUUUGGGCCGACGGCUCACCCCUCAAGCGUCAGCCUACGAACGCCAGCAUCCACCCACUGCGGACCAACCUCAAGCGGCAGAAAUCGCAAUAUGCGCCCUUCCCCGAAUCGCCCAAGCUGUUCUCCCCCACCUGGGCGGAAGGCGGCUUCGGCUUCCCGUUCUGGGAACUGAACUCAGGAUCUCCCGUUAAUCCGACUCGAUCCACCAGACGGCCUAGCCUGAAGAACCUUACUAUUUCUACCAAGAUCGAACCCCCGCUGCCUACCAAGAUCAAUACGAUCCUCGAGACCGACCCGAAAACGAACGAGCAGCCCAGCCCUGUCCCCAGCUCUGCCUGCUUGCCAGACAGCCUCUGGCCCAGUCCGGUGCUUGAACCGAUCCAGCUGCCUAUCGAGACUCUCACCCCUCUUGAUUUGGACGACGUCUUCCUCGUCGCGCACACCAAGCCUCUCCAAGCUGAGAAGGAGAUCGACAUCGAUCAAGCGAUGAAGGAUAGGGAAACUGUGUUGCGUGUUUCUGAGCGGUUGAACCAAGAGCAGCUGCUCUCUCCCGCUCGACCGUCCCCGCCCCGUACGCCGGUCGCACGCCCACAGGUGCUGGCCCCCGUCUCUGCAUGCCAAAAGCACCCCGCUCCGCUGAUGACGACGUUGCCUCUGCGGAUUAACAAGGACCUGCCGCAGCGUCCUCAGACGCCGGCCAAUGUCAGUCUUGUGCAGGAGAUGGUGCACCCCGUGCCUGUCAAGACUGUCAAGCACGGCAAGCGCUCGACUGACGACUUGUGGAGGACUAUGGUGCCUCCUCUGAACUCGCCUCUGCAAGUCAAGGCGGACAAGGUCAAGCAAGCCAGUCAACGCGGCUCCCCCGAGUCCUCGCCCAUCCCUAUACCUGCCAACCCUAGGCGCACCCCCAGCCCGGUCAAACAUUCUAACUCCCCUCCGCGCGUCGGCUGCCUAAGCCCAACUCAAGUAUCACCCGCGCCUUCUAUCCGUUCAGCAAGCCCCGCGAAGACCCCCGUCCCCCCUCGGCCUAUGCGUUCUCCCAGUCCUCUGAUUCUGAACGGACUCGAUUUCUUAGACGACUACCACUCGCCGCUCCGACAUGGAUGA